Passer domesticus (house sparrow) is the source of this 18653-nucleotide messenger RNA. Its product is annotated as mucin-17-like. The transcript has 77 exons. Lineage: Eukaryota; Metazoa; Chordata; Aves; Passeriformes; Passeridae. The record is from RefSeq and is a predicted model, not a curated record. The coding region runs from base 276 to 18548 and encodes 6090 amino acids.
CCCAGCUUGUCAUGCUGGAGGACGAGCGCCAUCGGGACAGCUCCAGAAUUCCGCUCCAGACCGUCGGAUGGCUGAAAUGAUACAAUCCAGGCUGAGGAAGAACCAGAUAUGGUGUCACACAUGCAAGCUGUCAUAGAGUGGUCAGGAGGCAGAGACAGUUUCUGCCAGCAUGUAGGAGCACUGCCCAGGAGGCACAGGAGGGUUUUUCACACAAAUUGAGAUCAGAUAAUGCCAUUCAAGGGUCACAGUUACCUCAGGGUAUAAAUCAAAUAGAAAUGGACACUGUUGAAGAUCUGAGAAGAAAACUCCAAAGUCUGGAGAAAAUAAAUUUGGAAUUAAACCAUCAACGUGUUCAAGAGAUAUUUCGCCAUGAAAAAGAAAUAAUAAAAUUAAGGCUGGAAAUUCAGAGAGGAGAAGAUCUUCGUAGACAUCUGGAGAGUGCAAUGUCGUUUGCUAGACAAGAGGCUCAAAUACAGAUGUAUUCUACAGAGAAUGAGCUGUGUGAUGUAAAAAGCAAGGUUUUGGAACUUCAAGUACUCAGUGACAAACAUCAGCAGAAAGCAGCUGAGACUGAGAAAAUGGUUCAAAGUGCUCAGCGGCAGUGGGAAGAGGAGCAACAAAGAUUUGCUGUGGAGAGGGAUACCAUCCACAAAGUACACCUAUCUGAACUGGAAUUCCUUUUGAAAGAAAAGGCUGGAGAAGAAAUGGCUUGUCAGAAAACUAAUGUUGCCCUGCAAAGGACAGAGAGGAUGCUUAAGAAUGUGGAGGCAGAGCAGCAUGGCUGCAGCAAGAUGCUGAAGGUCCAGGCCAGCCGUCUGGAUUUCAAGGCCAAACAGCAGGAGAGGCUCAUCCAAGACCUGAAGGCAGCUGCAGUGAAAAUAAAGGAAUUGGAGGACAAUGCUGCAGCAGCAAGACUAGCACAUAUAGACUGUAAAUACACUACAGAAAUCAUGCAGUUGAGAAUUCAGGAACUUGAAACCAUUUUGAGGGAAAACCAACUUGGGACGAGAGGUUUUUCAGGGGGAGCAUGGAAUAAUUCCAGAGAGUCAGAAAAUGCACAGGAGAGAGGAAAAAAAGGUUCACGAAGACAGCAUUCAUCCUCAAGUGUGCAAUGGAAAGACCAGGUUGAAGAAAGGAACAAAGCUGAAGAAUCCUCUGAGAUAUUUGUGAAUCCUCCAGCCAGCUUCAGCCUGCAGGAAGGCUCAAUAAGACUCAACGAAGACAAUAUACGCAAGGAGUUAGAGAAUGCUUUGCAGCGUGAGCACGAGGCAAGAUUGCUUCUAGAAGAGCACCAGCAACGGCUUCAGGAGCUGAGUAGCAGACUGGAAUCACUCUCAUUUACUGACAUAGAUAAAAGCCAAGUCUCCAAUUUAUCUCUGAUGAGCCUCCCUAAUGCAAUGGAGGAGCUGAGGAAAAGAGAGCAAGUCCUGGAUCACCAGAAGAGACUCCUGAAAGACAUGGAGCAAGACCAGCAGCAGCUGUGGAAGGCUCUCCAGGAGGCAGAAUUUGCCCUUGAUCAGGGAGUAAAAGACAAAGAGUUGAUCAUUAAUCACAUGAAAGCUGUGGAGGCUGCCCUGAAUGAGGCCAGAGAGCAGGCCAUGGCAUCACGUGCUGCAGCAGCCGCGCCACUCCCCAGCCUGCGGCUGGAGACCCUUCCAGAGGAAGCAACAGCAGGCAGACCAGAGGCUGCAUCAUUCCAGCACGUGCUUAGAAAUUUUGUGGAUCUCUACUCACUGGCAUCUUCCAAAGUUGACGCAUUAUCAGGAAGGGACUCUCCGCAGUUUCAAUUUCAACCCAUAACAGCUGUUCAGGCUCUUACUCCUAGUGAAGAUCAAUCCUCACAAGUUCACUUUGCACCUGAAGCAGCUGGUUCACCUCCUGCUAUUCCUGCUCUCCCUCCUGCUGAAAGAUGGGGAGAGCGAAGAAAGACAAUGGACAUUUCGUUUGGGAGUAACGCAGGUGCCAGCAUGACAUCUGGCAUAAGCUAUCUUUCACCUGGCAGUGACUCAGUCUUCAGGAGGUCACCCAGCAUAAGCUGUACUGUGUCUGGCAGUGAUGCAGGUGCCAGUAUGCCAUCUGGCAUAAGCUAUCUUUCCUCUGGAAGUGACUCAGUCUUCAGGAUGUCACCCAGCAGAACCGACAGUUUGUCUGGAAUCAACUCAAUCUCCACUAUUGCUCCCAGCAGGAGCCAUACUGCUUCUGGAAGUGACUCAGUCUUCAGGAUGUCACCCAACACAUCCUAUUCUUUUCCUGGAAGUGACUCAGUCUUCCUUAUGCCACCCAACAGAACCUAUACUGUGUCUGGAAGCGAUUCAGUCUUCAGUAUGCCUUCCAGCAUAAGCUAUCCUUCCUCUGGAAGUGUCUCAGGCUACUCCAGUAUGUCACCCAACAGAACCUAUACUGUGUCUGGAAGCGACUCAGGCUCCAGUAUGCCAUCCAGCAUAAGCUAUCCUUCCUCUGGAAGUGACUCAGGCUACUUCAGCAUGUCACCCAACAGAACCUAUACUGUGUCUGGAAGCGACUCAGGCUCCAGUAUGCCAUCCAGCAUAAGCUAUCCUUCCUCUGGAAGUGACUCAGGCUACUUCAGCAUGUCACCCAACAGAACCUACACGGUGUCUGGAAGCGACCUAUCCGCCGAUUCCUUCCGGCGUCCCCAAGGACCCAUUUCGCCUCGUGGUCCUAUUCCUGCUGGUGAUGCCCUUCGUGCACCUCCAGCUCGUGCUCCUCUUCCUUCUCCUCUUCCUCCUGCUGGGCCUUCUGCCUUUCUCUUUCAACCCCAAGGAGCCAGUACGCCUCGUGGUCCUCCUCCUGAUGGACACUGGGGAGGGCCAAGGUACAGAACCUAUACUGUGUCUGACUCAGGCUCCAGUAUGCCAUCCAGCAUAAGCUAUUCUUCAUCUGGAAGUGACUCAGGCUACUUCAGCAUGUCACCCAACAUAACCUAUACUGUGUCUGGAAGUGACCCAGGCUCCAGUAUGCCAUCCAGCAUAAGCUAUCCUUCCUCUGGAAGUGACUCAGGCUACUUCAGUAGGUCACCCAACAGAACAUACACUGUGUCUGGAAGCGACUCAGGCUCCAGUAUGCCAUCCAGCAUAAGCUAUCCUUCCUCUGGAAGUGACUCAGGCUACUUCAGUAGGUCACCCAACAGAACCUACACUGUGUCUGGAAGUGACGCAGGUGCCAGUAUGCCAUCUGGCAUAAGCUAUCUUUCCUCUGGAAGUGACUCAGUCUUCAGGAUGUCACCCAGCAGAACUGACAGUUUCUCUGGAAUCAACUCAAUCUCCACUAUUGCUCCCAGCAGGAGCCAUACUGCUUCUGGAAGUGACUCAGUCUUCAGGAUGUCACCCAACACAUCCUAUUCUUUUCCUGGAAGUGACUCAGUCUUCCUUAUGCCACCCAACAGAACCUAUACUGUGUCUGGAAGCGAUUCAGUCUUCAGUAUGCCUUCCAGCAUAAGCUAUCCUUCCUCUGGAAGUGUCUCAGGCUACUUCAGUAUGUCACCCAACAGAACAUACACUGUGUCUGGAAGCGACUCAGGCUCCAGUAUGCCAUCCAGCAUAAGCUAUUCUUCCUCUGGAAGUGACUCAGGCUACUUCAGUAGGUCACCCAACAGAACCUAUACUGUGUCUGGAAGCGACUCAGGCUCCAGUAUGCCAUCCAGCAUAAGCUAUCCUUCCUCUGGAAGUGACUCAGGCUACUUCAGCAUGUCACCCAACAGAACCUACACGGUGUCUGGAAGCGACCUAUCUGCCGAUUCCUUCCGGCGUCCCCAAGGACCCAUUUCGCCUCGUGGUCCUAUUCCUGCUGGUGAUGCCCUUCGUGCACCUCCAGCUCGUGCUCCUCUUCCUUCUCCUCUUCCUCCUGCUGGGCCUUCUGCCUUUCUCUUUCAACCCCAAGGAGCCAGUACGCCUCGUGGUCCUCCUCCUGAUGGACACUGGGGAGGGCCAAGGUACAGAACCUAUACUGUGUCUGACUCAGGCUCCAGUAUGCCAUCCAGCAUAAGCUAUUCUUCAUCUGGAAGUGACUCAGGCUACUUCAGCAUGUCACCCAACAUAACCUAUACUGUGUCUGGAAGUGACCCAGGCUCCAGUAUGCCAUCCAGCAUAAGCUAUCCUUCCUCUGGAAGUGACUCAGGCUACUUCAGUAGGUCACCCAACAGAACAUACACUGUGUCUGGAAGCGACUCAGGCUCCAGUAUGCCAUCCAGCAUAAGCUAUCCUUCCUCUGGAAGUGACUCAGGCUACUUCAGUAGGUCACCCAACAGAACCUACACUGUGUCUGGAAGUGACGCAGGUGCCAGUAUGCCAUCUGGCAUAAGCUAUCUUUCCUCUGGAAGUGACUCAGUCUUCAGGAUGUCACCCAGCAGAACUGACAGUUUCUCUGGAAUCAACUCAAUCUCCACUAUUGCUCCCAGCAGGAGCCAUACUGCUUCUGGAAGUGACUCAGUCUUCAGGAUGUCACCCAACACAUCCUAUUCUUUUCCUGGAAGUGACUCAGUCUUCCUUAUGCCACCCAACAGAACCUAUACUGUGUCUGGAAGCGAUUCAGUCUUCAGUAUGCCUUCCAGCAUAAGCUAUCCUUCCUCUGGAAGUGUCUCAGGCUACUUCAGUAUGUCACCCAACAGAACAUACACUGUGUCUGGAAGCGACUCAGGCUCCAGUAUGCCAUCCAGCAUAAGCUAUUCUUCCUCUGGAAGUGACUCAGGCUACUUCAGUAGGUCACCCAACAGAACCUAUACUGUGUCUGGAAGCGACUCAGGCUCCAGUAUGCCAUCCAGCAUAAGCUAUCCUUCCUCUGGAAGUGACUCAGGCUACUUCAGCAUGUCACCCAACAGAACCUACACGGUGUCUGGAAGCGACCUAUCUGCCGAUUCCUUCCGGCGUCCCCAAGGACCCAUUUCGCCUCGUGGUCCUAUUCCUGCUGGUGAUGCCCUUCGUGCACCUCCAGCUCGUGCUCCUCUUCCUUCUCCUCUUCCUCCUGCUGGGCCUUCUGCCUUUCUCUUUCAACCCCAAGGAGCCAGUACGCCUCGUGGUCCUCCUCCUGAUGGACACUGGGGAGGGCCAAGGUACAGAACCUAUACUGUGUCUGACUCAGGCUCCAGUAUGCCAUCCAGCAUAAGCUAUUCUUCAUCUGGAAGUGACUCAGGCUACUUCAGCAUGUCACCCAACAUAACCUAUACUGUGUCUGGAAGUGACCCAGGCUCCAGUAUGCCAUCCAGCAUAAGCUAUCCUUCCUCUGGAAGUGACUCAGGCUACUUCAGUAGGUCACCCAACAGAACAUACACUGUGUCUGGAAGCGACUCAGGCUCCAGUAUGCCAUCCAGCAUAAGCUAUCCUUCCUCUGGAAGUGACUCAGGCUACUUCAGUAGGUCACCCAACAGAACCUACACUGUGUCUGGAAGUGACGCAGGUGCCAGUAUGCCAUCUGGCAUAAGCUAUCUUUCCUCUGGAAGUGACUCAGUCUUCAGGAUGUCACCCAGCAGAACUGACAGUUUCUCUGGAAUCAACUCAAUCUCCACUAUUGCUCCCAGCAGGAGCCAUACUGCUUCUGGAAGUGACUCAGUCUUCAGGAUGUCACCCAACACAUCCUAUUCUUUUCCUGGAAGUGACUCAGUCUUCCUUAUGCCACCCAACAGAACCUAUACUGUGUCUGGAAGCGAUUCAGUCUUCAGUAUGCCUUCCAGCAUAAGCUAUCCUUCCUCUGGAAGUGUCUCAGGCUACUUCAGUAUGUCACCCAACAGAACAUACACUGUGUCUGGAAGCGACUCAGGCUCCAGUAUGCCAUCCAGCAUAAGCUAUUCUUCCUCUGGAAGUGACUCAGGCUACUUCAGUAGGUCACCCAACAGAACCUAUACUGUGUCUGGAAGCGACUCAGGCUCCAGUAUGCCAUCCAGCAUAAGCUAUCCUUCCUCUGGAAGUGACUCAGGCUACUUCAGCAUGUCACCCAACAGAACCUACACGGUGUCUGGAAGCGACCUAUCUGCCGAUUCCUUCCGGCGUCCCCAAGGACCCAUUUCGCCUCGUGGUCCUAUUCCUGCUGGUGAUGCCCUUCGUGCACCUCCAGCUCGUGCUCCUCUUCCUUCUCCUCUUCCUCCUGCUGGGCCUUCUGCCUUUCUCUUUCAACCCCAAGGAGCCAGUACGCCUCGUGGUCCUCCUCCUGAUGGACACUGGGGAGGGCCAAGGUACAGAACCUAUACUGUGUCUGACUCAGGCUCCAGUAUGCCAUCCAGCAUAAGCUAUUCUUCAUCUGGAAGUGACUCAGGCUACUUCAGCAUGUCACCCAACAUAACCUAUACUGUGUCUGGAAGUGACCCAGGCUCCAGUAUGCCAUCCAGCAUAAGCUAUCCUUCCUCUGGAAGUGACUCAGGCUACUUCAGUAGGUCACCCAACAGAACAUACACUGUGUCUGGAAGCGACUCAGGCUCCAGUAUGCCAUCCAGCAUAAGCUAUCCUUCCUCUGGAAGUGACUCAGGCUACUUCAGUAGGUCACCCAACAGAACCUACACUGUGUCUGGAAGUGACGCAGGUGCCAGUAUGCCAUCUGGCAUAAGCUAUCUUUCCUCUGGAAGUGACUCAGUCUUCAGGAUGUCACCCAGCAGAACUGACAGUUUCUCUGGAAUCAACUCAAUCUCCACUAUUGCUCCCAGCAGGAGCCAUACUGCUUCUGGAAGUGACUCAGUCUUCAGGAUGUCACCCAACACAUCCUAUUCUUUUCCUGGAAGUGACUCAGUCUUCCUUAUGCCACCCAACAGAACCUAUACUGUGUCUGGAAGCGAUUCAGUCUUCAGUAUGCCUUCCAGCAUAAGCUAUCCUUCCUCUGGAAGUGUCUCAGGCUACUUCAGUAUGUCACCCAACAGAACAUACACUGUGUCUGGAAGCGACUCAGGCUCCAGUAUGCCAUCCAGCAUAAGCUAUUCUUCCUCUGGAAGUGACUCAGGCUACUUCAGUAGGUCACCCAACAGAACCUAUACUGUGUCUGGAAGCGACUCAGGCUCCAGUAUGCCAUCCAGCAUAAGCUAUCCUUCCUCUGGAAGUGACUCAGGCUACUUCAGCAUGUCACCCAACAGAACCUACACGGUGUCUGGAAGCGACCUAUCUGCCGAUUCCUUCCGGCGUCCCCAAGGACCCAUUUCGCCUCGUGGUCCUAUUCCUGCUGGUGAUGCCCUUCGUGCACCUCCAGCUCGUGCUCCUCUUCCUUCUCCUCUUCCUCCUGCUGGGCCUUCUGCCUUUCUCUUUCAACCCCAAGGAGCCAGUACGCCUCGUGGUCCUCCUCCUGAUGGACACUGGGGAGGGCCAAGGUACAGAACCUAUACUGUGUCUGACUCAGGCUCCAGUAUGCCAUCCAGCAUAAGCUAUUCUUCAUCUGGAAGUGACUCAGGCUACUUCAGCAUGUCACCCAACAUAACCUAUACUGUGUCUGGAAGUGACCCAGGCUCCAGUAUGCCAUCCAGCAUAAGCUAUCCUUCCUCUGGAAGUGACUCAGGCUACUUCAGUAGGUCACCCAACAGAACAUACACUGUGUCUGGAAGCGACUCAGGCUCCAGUAUGCCAUCCAGCAUAAGCUAUCCUUCCUCUGGAAGUGACUCAGGCUACUUCAGUAGGUCACCCAACAGAACCUACACUGUGUCUGGAAGUGACGCAGGUGCCAGUAUGCCAUCUGGCAUAAGCUAUCUUUCCUCUGGAAGUGACUCAGUCUUCAGGAUGUCACCCAGCAGAACUGACAGUUUCUCUGGAAUCAACUCAAUCUCCACUAUUGCUCCCAGCAGGAGCCAUACUGCUUCUGGAAGUGACUCAGUCUUCAGGAUGUCACCCAACACAUCCUAUUCUUUUCCUGGAAGUGACUCAGUCUUCCUUAUGCCACCCAACAGAACCUAUACUGUGUCUGGAAGCGAUUCAGUCUUCAGUAUGCCUUCCAGCAUAAGCUAUCCUUCCUCUGGAAGUGUCUCAGGCUACUUCAGUAUGUCACCCAACAGAACAUACACUGUGUCUGGAAGCGACUCAGGCUCCAGUAUGCCAUCCAGCAUAAGCUAUUCUUCCUCUGGAAGUGACUCAGGCUACUUCAGUAGGUCACCCAACAGAACCUAUACUGUGUCUGGAAGCGACUCAGGCUCCAGUAUGCCAUCCAGCAUAAGCUAUCCUUCCUCUGGAAGUGACUCAGGCUACUUCAGCAUGUCACCCAACAGAACCUACACGGUGUCUGGAAGCGACCUAUCCGCCGAUUCCUUCCGGCGUCCCCAAGGACCCAUUUCGCCUCGUGGUCCUAUUCCUGCUGGUGAUGCCCUUCGUGCACCUCCAGCUCGUGCUCCUCUUCCUUCUCCUCUUCCUCCUGCUGGGCCUUCUGCCUUUCUCUUUCAACCCCAAGGAGCCAGUACGCCUCGUGGUCCUCCUCCUGAUGGACACUGGGGAGGGCCAAGGUACAGAACCUAUACUGUGUCUGACUCAGGCUCCAGUAUGCCAUCCAGCAUAAGCUAUUCUUCAUCUGGAAGUGACUCAGGCUACUUCAGUAUGUCACCCAACAUAACCUAUACUGUGUCUGGAAGUGACCCAGGCUCCAGUAUGCCAUCCAGCAUAAGCUAUCCUUCCUCUGGAAGUGACUCAGGCUACUUCAGUAGGUCACCCAACAGAACAUACACUGUGUCUGGAAGCGACUCAGGCUCCAGUAUGCCAUCCAGCAUAAGCUAUCCUUCCUCUGGAAGUGACUCAGGCUACUUCAGUAGGUCACCCAACAGAACCUACACUGUGUCUGGAAGUGACGCAGGUGCCAGUAUGCCAUCUGGCAUAAGCUAUCUUUCCUCUGGAAGUGACUCAGUCUUCAGGAUGUCACCCAGCAGAACUGACAGUUUCUCUGGAAUCAACUCAAUCUCCACUAUUGCUCCCAGCAGGAGCCAUACUGCUUCUGGAAGUGACUCAGUCUUCAGGAUGUCACCCAACACAUCCUAUUCUUUUCCUGGAAGUGACUCAGUCUUCCUUAUGCCACCCAACAGAACCUAUACUGUGUCUGGAAGCGAUUCAGUCUUCAGUAUGCCUUCCAGCAUAAGCUAUCCUUCCUCUGGAAGUGUCUCAGGCUACUUCAGUAUGUCACCCAACAGAACAUACACUGUGUCUGGAAGCGACUCAGGCUCCAGUAUGCCAUCCAGCAUAAGCUAUUCUUCCUCUGGAAGUGACUCAGGCUACUUCAGUAGGUCACCCAACAGAACCUAUACCGUGUCUGGAAGCGACUCAGGCUCCAGUAUGCCAUCCAGCAUAAGCUAUCCUUCCUCUGGAAGUGACUCAGGCUACUUCAGCAUGUCACCCAACAGAACCUACACGGUGUCUGGAAGCGACCUAUCCGCCGAUUCCUUCCGGCGUCCCCAAGGACCCAUUUCGCCUCGUGGUCCUAUUCCUGCUGGUGAUGCCCUUCGUGCACCUCCAGCUCGUGCUCCUCUUCCUUCUCCUCUUCCUCCUGCUGGGCCUUCUGCCUUUCUCUUUCAACCCCAAGGAGCCAGUACGCCUCGUGGUCCUCCUCCUGAUGGACACUGGGGAGGGCCAAGGUACAGAACCUAUACUGUGUCUGACUCAGGCUCCAGUAUGCCAUCCAGCAUAAGCUAUUCUUCAUCUGGAAGUGACUCAGGCUACUUCAGCAUGUCACCCAACAUAACCUAUACUGUGUCUGGAAGUGACCCAGGCUCCAGUAUGCCAUCCAGCAUAAGCUAUCCUUCCUCUGGAAGUGACUCAGGCUACUUCAGUAGGUCACCCAACAGAACAUACACUGUGUCUGGAAGCGACUCAGGCUCCAGUAUGCCAUCCAGCAUAAGCUAUCCUUCCUCUGGAAGUGACUCAGGCUACUUCAGUAGGUCACCCAACAGAACCUACACUGUGUCUGGAAGUGACGCAGGUGCCAGUAUGCCAUCUGGCAUAAGCUAUCUUUCCUCUGGAAGUGACUCAGUCUUCAGGAUGUCACCCAGCAGAACUGACAGUUUCUCUGGAAUCAACUCAAUCUCCACUAUUGCUCCCAGCAGGAGCCAUACUGCUUCUGGAAGUGACUCAGUCUUCAGGAUGUCACCCAACACAUCCUAUUCUUUUCCUGGAAGUGACUCAGUCUUCCUUAUGCCACCCAACAGAACCUAUACUGUGUCUGGAAGCGAUUCAGUCUUCAGUAUGCCUUCCAGCAUAAGCUAUCCUUCCUCUGGAAGUGUCUCAGGCUACUUCAGUAUGUCACCCAACAGAACAUACACUGUGUCUGGAAGCGACUCAGGCUCCAGUAUGCCAUCCAGCAUAAGCUAUUCUUCAUCUGGAAGUGACUCAGGCUACUUCAGCAUGUCACCCAACAGAACCUAUACUGUGUCUGGAAGCGACUCAGGCUCCAGUAUGCCAUCCAGCAUAAGCUAUCCUUCCUCUGGAAGUGACUCAGGCUACUUCAGCAUGUCACCCAACAGAACCUACACGGUGUCUGGAAGCGACCUAUCCGCCGAUUCCUUCCGGCGUCCCCAAGGACCCAUUUCGCCUCGUGGUCCUAUUCCUGCUGGUGAUGCCCUUCGUGCACCUCCAGCUCGUGCUCCUCUUCCUUCUCCUCUUCCUCCUGCUGGGCCUUCUGCCUUUCUCUUUCAACCCCAAGGAGCCAGUACGCCUCGUGGUCCUCCUCCUGAUGGACACUGGGGAGGGCCAAGGUACAGAACCUAUACUGUGUCUGACUCAGGCUCCAGUAUGCCAUCCAGCAUAAGCUAUUCUUCAUCUGGAAGUGACUCAGGCUACUUCAGCAUGUCACCCAACAUAACCUAUACUGUGUCUGGAAGUGACCCAGGCUCCAGUAUGCCAUCCAGCAUAAGCUAUCCUUCCUCUGGAAGUGACUCAGGCUACUUCAGUAGGUCACCCAACAGAACAUACACUGUGUCUGGAAGCGACUCAGGCUCCAGUAUGCCAUCCAGCAUAAGCUAUCCUUCCUCUGGAAGUGACUCAGGCUACUUCAGUAGGUCACCCAACAGAACCUACACUGUGUCUGGAAGUGACGCAGGUGCCAGUAUGCCAUCUGGCAUAAGCUAUCUUUCCUCUGGAAGUGACUCAGUCUUCAGGAUGUCACCCAGCAGAACUGACAGUUUCUCUGGAAUCAACUCAAUCUCCACUAUUGCUCCCAGCAGGAGCCAUACUGCUUCUGGAAGUGACUCAGUCUUCAGGAUGUCACCCAACACAUCCUAUUCUUUUCCUGGAAGUGACUCAGUCUUCCUUAUGCCACCCAACAGAACCUAUACUGUGUCUGGAAGCGAUUCAGUCUUCAGUAUGCCUUCCAGCAUAAGCUAUCCUUCCUCUGGAAGUGUCUCAGGCUACUUCAGUAUGUCACCCAACAGAACAUACACUGUGUCUGGAAGCGACUCAGGCUCCAGUAUGCCAUCCAGCAUAAGCUAUUCUUCCUCUGGAAGUGACUCAGGCUACUUCAGUAGGUCACCCAACAGAACCUAUACUGUGUCUGGAAGCGACUCAGGCUCCAGUAUGCCAUCCAGCAUAAGCUAUCCUUCCUCUGGAAGUGACUCAGGCUACUUCAGCAUGUCACCCAACAGAACCUACACGGUGUCUGGAAGCGACCUAUCUGCCGAUUCCUUCCGGCGUCCCCAAGGACCCAUUUCGCCUCGUGGUCCUAUUCCUGCUGGUGAUGCCCUUCGUGCACCUCCAGCUCGUGCUCCUCUUCCUUCUCCUCUUCCUCCUGCUGGGCCUUCUGCCUUUCUCUUUCAACCCCAAGGAGCCAGUACGCCUCGUGGUCCUCCUCCUGAUGGACACUGGGGAGGGCCAAGGUACAGAACCUAUACUGUGUCUGACUCAGGCUCCAGUAUGCCAUCCAGCAUAAGCUAUUCUUCAUCUGGAAGUGACUCAGGCUACUUCAGCAUGUCACCCAACAUAACCUAUACUGUGUCUGGAAGUGACCCAGGCUCCAGUAUGCCAUCCAGCAUAAGCUAUCCUUCCUCUGGAAGUGACUCAGGCUACUUCAGUAGGUCACCCAACAGAACAUACACUGUGUCUGGAAGCGACUCAGGCUCCAGUAUGCCAUCCAGCAUAAGCUAUCCUUCCUCUGGAAGUGACUCAGGCUACUUCAGUAGGUCACCCAACAGAACCUACACUGUGUCUGGAAGUGACGCAGGUGCCAGUAUGCCAUCUGGCAUAAGCUAUCUUUCCUCUGGAAGUGACUCAGUCUUCAGGAUGUCACCCAGCAGAACUGACAGUUUCUCUGGAAUCAACUCAAUCUCCACUAUUGCUCCCAGCAGGAGCCAUACUGCUUCUGGAAGUGACUCAGUCUUCAGGAUGUCACCCAACACAUCCUAUUCUUUUCCUGGAAGUGACUCAGUCUUCCUUAUGCCACCCAACAGAACCUAUACUGUGUCUGGAAGCGAUUCAGUCUUCAGUAUGCCUUCCAGCAUAAGCUAUCCUUCCUCUGGAAGUGUCUCAGGCUACUUCAGUAUGUCACCCAACAGAACAUACACUGUGUCUGGAAGCGACUCAGGCUCCAGUAUGCCAUCCAGCAUAAGCUAUUCUUCCUCUGGAAGUGACUCAGGCUACUUCAGUAGGUCACCCAACAGAACCUAUACUGUGUCUGGAAGCGACUCAGGCUCCAGUAUGCCAUCCAGCAUAAGCUAUCCUUCCUCUGGAAGUGACUCAGGCUACUUCAGCAUGUCACCCAACAGAACCUACACGGUGUCUGGAAGCGACCUAUCCGCCGAUUCCUUCCGGCGUCCCCAAGGACCCAUUUCGCCUCGUGGUCCUAUUCCUGCUGGUGAUGCCCUUCGUGCACCUCCAGCUCGUGCUCCUCUUCCUUCUCCUCUUCCUCCUGCUGGGCCUUCUGCCUUUCUCUUUCAACCCCAAGGAGCCAGUACGCCUCGUGGUCCUCCUCCUGAUGGACACUGGGGAGGGCCAAGGUACAGAACCUAUACUGUGUCUGACUCAGGCUCCAGUAUGCCAUCCAGCAUAAGCUAUUCUUCAUCUGGAAGUGACUCAGGCUACUUCAGUAUGUCACCCAACAUAACCUAUACUGUGUCUGGAAGUGACCCAGGCUCCAGUAUGCCAUCCAGCAUAAGCUAUCCUUCCUCUGGAAGUGACUCAGGCUACUUCAGUAGGUCACCCAACAGAACAUACACUGUGUCUGGAAGCGACUCAGGCUCCAGUAUGCCAUCCAGCAUAAGCUAUCCUUCCUCUGGAAGUGACUCAGGCUACUUCAGUAGGUCACCCAACAGAACCUACACUGUGUCUGGAAGUGACGCAGGUGCCAGUAUGCCAUCUGGCAUAAGCUAUCUUUCCUCUGGAAGUGACUCAGUCUUCAGGAUGUCACCCAGCAGAACUGACAGUUUCUCUGGAAUCAACUCAAUCUCCACUAUUGCUCCCAGCAGGAGCCAUACUGCUUCUGGAAGUGACUCAGUCUUCAGGAUGUCACCCAACACAUCCUAUUCUUUUCCUGGAAGUGACUCAGUCUUCCUUAUGCCACCCAACAGAACCUAUACUGUGUCUGGAAGCGAUUCAGUCUUCAGUAUGCCUUCCAGCAUAAGCUAUCCUUCCUCUGGAAGUGUCUCAGGCUACUUCAGUAUGUCACCCAACAGAACAUACACUGUGUCUGGAAGCGACUCAGGCUCCAGUAUGCCAUCCAGCAUAAGCUAUUCUUCCUCUGGAAGUGACUCAGGCUACUUCAGUAGGUCACCCAACAGAACCUAUACCGUGUCUGGAAGCGACUCAGGCUCCAGUAUGCCAUCCAGCAUAAGCUAUCCUUCCUCUGGAAGUGACUCAGGCUACUUCAGCAUGUCACCCAACAGAACCUACACGGUGUCUGGAAGCGACCUAUCCGCCGAUUCCUUCCGGCGUCCCCAAGGACCCAUUUCGCCUCGUGGUCCUAUUCCUGCUGGUGAUGCCCUUCGUGCACCUCCAGCUCGUGCUCCUCUUCCUUCUCCUCUUCCUCCUGCUGGGCCUUCUGCCUUUCUCUUUCAACCCCAAGGAGCCAGUACGCCUCGUGGUCCUCCUCCUGAUGGACACUGGGGAGGGCCAAGGUACAGAACCUAUACUGUGUCUGACUCAGGCUCCAGUAUGCCAUCCAGCAUAAGCUAUUCUUCAUCUGGAAGUGACUCAGGCUACUUCAGCAUGUCACCCAACAUAACCUAUACUGUGUCUGGAAGUGACCCAGGCUCCAGUAUGCCAUCCAGCAUAAGCUAUCCUUCCUCUGGAAGUGACUCAGGCUACUUCAGUAGGUCACCCAACAGAACAUACACUGUGUCUGGAAGCGACUCAGGCUCCAGUAUGCCAUCCAGCAUAAGCUAUCCUUCCUCUGGAAGUGACUCAGGCUACUUCAGUAGGUCACCCAACAGAACCUACACUGUGUCUGGAAGUGACGCAGGUGCCAGUAUGCCAUCUGGCAUAAGCUAUCUUUCCUCUGGAAGUGACUCAGUCUUCAGGAUGUCACCCAGCAGAACUGACAGUUUCUCUGGAAUCAACUCAAUCUCCACUAUUGCUCCCAGCAGGAGCCAUACUGCUUCUGGAAGUGACUCAGUCUUCAGGAUGUCACCCAACACAUCCUAUUCUUUUCCUGGAAGUGACUCAGUCUUCCUUAUGCCACCCAACAGAACCUAUACUGUGUCUGGAAGCGAUUCAGUCUUCAGUAUGCCUUCCAGCAUAAGCUAUCCUUCCUCUGGAAGUGUCUCAGGCUACUUCAGUAUGUCACCCAACAGAACAUACACUGUGUCUGGAAGCGACUCAGGCUCCAGUAUGCCAUCCAGCAUAAGCUAUUCUUCAUCUGGAAGUGACUCAGGCUACUUCAGCAUGUCACCCAACAGAACCUAUACUGUGUCUGGAAGCGACUCAGGCUCCAGUAUGCCAUCCAGCAUAAGCUAUCCUUCCUCUGGAAGUGACUCAGGCUACUUCAGCAUGUCACCCAACAGAACCUACACGGUGUCUGGAAGCGACCUAUCCGCCGAUUCCUUCCGGCGUCCCCAAGGACCCAUUUCGCCUCGUGGUCCUAUUCCUGCUGGUGAUGCCCUUCGUGCACCUCCAGCUCGUGCUCCUCUUCCUUCUCCUCUUCCUCCUGCUGGGCCUUCUGCCUUUCUCUUUCAACCCCAAGGAGCCAGUACGCCUCGUGGUCCUCCUCCUGAUGGACACUGGGGAGGGCCAAGGUACAGAACCUAUACUGUGUCUGACUCAGGCUCCAGUAUGCCAUCCAGCAUAAGCUAUUCUUCAUCUGGAAGUGACUCAGGCUACUUCAGUAUGUCACCCAACAUAACCUAUACUGUGUCUGGAAGUGACCCAGGCUCCAGUAUGCCAUCCAGCAUAAGCUAUCCUUCCUCUGGAAGUGACUCAGGCUACUUCAGUAGGUCACCCAACAGAACAUACACUGUGUCUGGAAGCGACUCAGGCUCCAGUAUGCCAUCCAGCAUAAGCUAUCCUUCCUCUGGAAGUGACUCAGGCUACUUCAGUAGGUCACCCAACAGAACCUACACUGUGUCUGGAAGUGACGCAGGUGCCAGUAUGCCAUCUGGCAUAAGCUAUCUUUCCUCUGGAAGUGACUCAGUCUUCAGGAUGUCACCCAGCAGAACUGACAGUUUCUCUGGAAUCAACUCAAUCUCCACUAUUGCUCCCAGCAGGAGCCAUACUGCUUCUGGAAGUGACUCAGUCUUCAGGAUGUCACCCAACACAUCCUAUUCUUUUCCUGGAAGUGACUCAGUCUUCCUUAUGCCACCCAACAGAACCUAUACUGUGUCUGGAAGCGAUUCAGUCUUCAGUAUGCCAUCCAGCAUAAGCUAUUCUUCCUCUGGAAGUGACUCAGGCUACUUCAGUAGGUCACCCAACAGAACCUAUACUGUGUCUGGAAGCGACUCAGGCUCCAGUAUGCCAUCCAGCAUAAGCUAUCCUUCCUCUGGAAGUGACUCAGGCUACUUCAGCAUGUCACCCAACAGAACCUACACGGUGUCUGGAAGCGACCUAUCCGCCGAUUCCUUCCGGCGUCCCCAAGGACCCAUUUCGCCUCGUGGUCCUAUUCCUGCUGGUGAUGCCCUUCGUGCACCUCCAGCUCGUGCUCCUCUUCCUUCUCCUCUUCCUCCUGCUGGGCCUUCUGCCUUUCUCUUUCAACCCCAAGGAGCCAGUACGCCUCGUGGUCCUCCUCCUGAUGGACACUGGGGAGGGCCAAGGUACAGAACCUAUACUGUGUCUGACUCAGGCUCCAGUAUGCCAUCCAGCAUAAGCUAUUCUUCAUCUGGAAGUGACUCAGGCUACUUCAGUAUGUCACCCAACAUAACCUAUACUGUGUCUGGAAGUGACCCAGGCUCCAGUAUGCCAUCCAGCAUAAGCUAUCCUUCCUCUGGAAGUGACUCAGGCUACUUCAGUAGGUCACCCAACAGAACAUACACUGUGUCUGGAAGCGACUCAGGCUCCAGUAUGCCAUCCAGCAUAAGCUAUCCUUCCUCUGGAAGUGACUCAGGCUACUUCAGUAGGUCACCCAACAGAACCUACACUGUGUCUGGAAGUGACGCAGGUGCCAGUAUGCCAUCUGGCAUAAGCUAUCUUUCCUCUGGAAGUGACUCAGUCUUCAGGAUGUCACCCAGCAGAACUGACAGUUUCUCUGGAAUCAACUCAAUCUCCACUAUUGCUCCCAGCAGGAGCCAUACUGCUUCUGGAAGUGACUCAGUCUUCAGGAUGUCACCCAACACAUCCUAUUCUUUUCCUGGAAGUGACUCAGUCUUCCUUAUGCCACCCAACAGAACCUAUACUGUGUCUGGAAGCGAUUCAGUCUUCAGUAUGCCUUCCAGCAUAAGCUAUCCUUCCUCUGGAAGUGUCUCAGGCUACUUCAGUAUGUCACCCAACAGAACAUACACUGUGUCUGGAAGCGACUCAGGCUCCAGUAUGCCAUCCAGCAUAAGCUAUUCUUCCUCUGGAAGUGACUCAGGCUACUUCAGUAGGUCACCCAACAGAACCUAUACUGUGUCUGGAAGCGACUCAGGCUCCAGUAUGCCAUCCAGCAUAAGCUAUCCUUCCUCUGGAAGUGACUCAGGCUACUUCAGCAUGUCACCCAACAGAACCUACACGGUGUCUGGAAGCGACCUAUCCGCCGAUUCCUUCCGGCGUCCCCAAGGACCCAUUUCGCCUCGUGGUCCUAUUCCUGCUGGUGAUGCCCUUCGUGCACCUCCAGCUCGUGCUCCUCUUCCUUCUCCUCUUCCUCCUGCUGGGCCUUCUGCCUUUCUCUUUCAACCCCAAGGAGCCAGUACGCCUCGUGGUCCUCCUCCUGAUGGACACUGGGGAGGGCCAAGGUACAGAACCUAUACUGUGUCUGACUCAGGCUCCAGUAUGCCAUCCAGCAUAAGCUAUUCUUCAUCUGGAAGUGACUCAGGCUACUUCAGUAUGUCACCCAACAUAACCUAUACUGUGUCUGGAAGUGACCCAGGCUCCAGUAUGCCAUCCAGCAUAAGCUAUCCUUCCUCUGGAAGUGACUCAGGCUACUUCAGUAGGUCACCCAACAGAACAUACACUGUGUCUGGAAGCGACUCAGGCUCCAGUAUGCCAUCCAGCAUAAGCUAUCCUUCCUCUGGAAGUGACUCAGGCUACUUCAGUAGGUCACCCAACAGAACCUACACUGUGUCUGGAAGUGACGCAGGUGCCAGUAUGCCAUCUGGCAUAAGCUAUCUUUCCUCUGGAAGUGACUCAGUCUUCAGGAUGUCACCCAGCAGAACUGACAGUUUCUCUGGAAUCAACUCAAUCUCCACUAUUGCUCCCAGCAGGAGCCAUACUGCUUCUGGAAGUGACUCAGUCUUCAGGAUGUCACCCAACACAUCCUAUUCUUUUCCUGGAAGUGACUCAGUCUUCCUUAUGCCACCCAACAGAACCUAUACUGUGUCUGGAAGCGAUUCAGUCUUCAGUAUGCCUUCCAGCAUAAGCUAUCCUUCCUCUGGAAGUGUCUCAGGCUACUUCAGUAUGUCACCCAACAGAACAUACACUGUGUCUGGAAGCGACUCAGGCUCCAGUAUGCCAUCCAGCAUAAGCUAUUCUUCCUCUGGAAGUGACUCAGGCUACUUCAGUAGGUCACCCAACAGAACCUAUACUGUGUCUGGAAGCGACUCAGGCUCCAGUAUGCCAUCCAGCAUAAGCUAUCCUUCCUCUGGAAGUGACUCAGGCUACUUCAGCAUGUCACCCAACAGAACCUACACGGUGUCUGGAAGCGACCUAUCCGCCGAUUCCUUCCGGCGUCCCCAAGGACCCAUUUCGCCUCGUGGUCCUAUUCCUGCUGGUGAUGCCCUUCGUGCACCUCCAGCUCGUGCUCCUCUUCCUUCUCCUCUUCCUCCUGCUGGGCCUUCUGCCUUUCUCUUUCAACCCCAAGGAGCCAGUACGCCUCGUGGUCCUCCUCCUGAUGGACACUGGGGAGGGCCAAUGUACAGAACCUAUACUGUGUCUGGAAGUGACUCAGGCUCCAGUAUGCCAUCCAGCAUAAGCUAUCCUUCCUCUGGAAAUGACUCAGUCUACUUCAGUAUGUCCCCCACUAGAAGCCAUACUGUGUCUGGAAGUGACUCAGUCUACUUCAGUAUGUCUCCCAAUGCAGGAACCCCUGGGCAGGUUCUGUCUGGGUGAUCGCCUUCCCGAGGGCGGUCUCCUGCCAAUCUGGAUAACCAACUCCCCCAGACCACCUUUUGCUCAGUGCUGGAUGGAAUAAAUAUACGCUCAAGCAGAACAUGA